Molecule: messenger RNA, 1029 nt
Organism: Pedinophyceae sp. YPF-701
Lineage: Eukaryota; Viridiplantae; Chlorophyta; Pedinophyceae
Source: the annotation of a GenBank genome assembly
AUGAAGUGCCUCGUUCCGCGCGUCGGGCCUCUCACGCUCCCCUCGCGGGGCUCUGCGGCCCACAGACCGCACACCAACGGACCUGGCGGGCCGUGGCCGGGAGCUUCAUACCCGAGCCGACGCUCGAGCGUGCGGUUGCGCGCUUCGGAGGAGGAGGACGAGGCGAGCAAAGGCCCCAGCACGGAGCUGGCGCGCGUCAUUCAGCGCAAGUCGAAGGAGGUGCAGGACCUCCUCGAGGAGCUGGGCAUGGAGAAGCUCGACGAGGAGCUCGCCAACCUGCCCGUCGACGAGAGCGCCGCGCCCUUCCCGCUGUCGAUGACCGUCAGCAACGUCAUCGAACUGGAACAGCGGGGCGGCCCCGCGCUGAUCGUCGAAGUGCGGCGCACGGGCCCGACGCCGGAGGACGUCGCGACGGCCGUCAGGGACAUGGCGACGGCUGGCGCGGACGCGGUGGCGGUGCCGACGGACCUCGAGGACACCCCCGACGGGCUGGCGGACCUGGAGGCGGCGUGCGUCGCCGCCAGGGAGGUCGAGCCGCGCCUGGGCCGCAAGGUGCCCGUGCUGAUGAAGGACUGGAUUCUGCACCCGUACCAGCUGAUUCAGGCGAAGAAGGUGGGCGCCGGGGGCGGCAUCGGGCUCGUGACGCAGGUGUCGGGGGCCAGGGGCACGGCGGUCGUGAGUGCCUUCGCGGCGCGGAUGGGCAUGGACUGCCCCGUCGAGGUGGUCAACCUGCAGGAGACCGAGGCGAUGAUCGAAGCCGGGGUGGCGCUGUUCGCGUUCAGCACCUCGAUCGGGCUGUCCGUCAGUCUGCCGGGGUUCAAGGAGCAGGUCGCCUCGAGCCUCAUCGGCAAGCUCCCGCACGGGUGUCUGUCCCUCAUGUCCGCCAGGGACGUCCAGGAGGCCGUCGCGGCGCGCGAGGCGGGCGCGGACAUGGUGCUGCUCCGCUGGGAGCUGUUCGAGGGCUGCGACCUCGCCGCGAGCCGCGAGAUCAUCAGCGCGAUCAAGAUGGCCACCAGCGGCGACGAUUGA